AUGUUCCGCCCGAGCGGAAGUGGCUUCCGACAGAAGCUAGUGGGCUUCACCCUGAAGGGUGCUCUCUAUGGGUCAUGGAUCCUGGGCAUAUUUCCCUUCACCUACGACAGCUGGACGCGGAAAUUGCAUCGUUCCAAGUGGUUAAUUGCAUAUGGCCUCGUUCUGACCACGACCCUCGUUGUGCUUGUGUGGACCAAUGAUACGGAGACCGAGACUCCGAUGAGAAUGGAAGUAUUCCAUAGAAAUCCACUUGCCGAGCAGGUCAAUGGUAUUCACGAUGUACAGAGCCUGUUUAUGGUGGCCUUUAUACUGAUUAGAGGAUACUGGAAGAGUGGCGACAUAGAGAAGAUAUUUAAUGAACUGCUGGAUCUCCAACAUCGACACUUUCGAAACUACCCACUGGAGGACUGCUGCAACUUUGAUAGGUUCGUCCUGUACAAAGGACUCUCUAUAGCGCUGGAGUUUGCUUCCAUGGUGGUUUUGGAGCUUGGCUUGUCCCCGGAUUUCAGUCAGCAGCUCUUGAUAGGAGUCACCAGCUUGUGCCUAAUGCUACUCGGCGUUCUUCUUGCAGCCUCUCACUUUCACCUGGCCGUGGUCUAUAUCUAUCGAUAUGUAUGGAUCAUUAACAGGGAGCUCUUGAGGCUGGCCAAUGAGUUGGCAAAUGGAAAGGAAGUGCAGUCGGAUCGUGUGGAUAAACUGCUUUGCCUGUACCAUCGCCUGUUGGGAAUCAACACUCGUCUGUCGAACAUCUACGACUAUCAAAUGGUUUUGGUAAUGACCAGUUUUCUGAUUGCCAACGUUUUGGGCAUCUUCUUUUUCAUCAUCUACACCAUCAGCCUGAAAAAGGACUGGGACUAUAUGUUACUGUUCGUAAUGCCCCAGGCUUUGGUCAUCAAUAUGUUUGACUUUUGCUUGAGCAUCGCUGUUUGUGAUUUGGCCGAACGAACUGGCAGACAAACAUCGACCAUUCUUAGGUUAUUCAAUGACAUAGAAAACCUAGACACAAAAUUGGAUAGAAGUAUAACCGAAUUUGCUCUAUUCUGCAGUCAUCGCCGGCUAAAGUUUCAUCAUUGUGGCUUAUUUUAUGUGAAUUACGAGAUGGGGUUCCGCAUGGCCAUCACCAGCUUUAUGUACCUCCUUUUCCUGAUUCAGUUUGAUUUUUGGAAUCUGUAA
Drosophila serrata is the source of this 1173-nucleotide messenger RNA. It is a transcript of the gene Gr22e, whose product is annotated as Gustatory receptor 22e. Lineage: Eukaryota; Metazoa; Arthropoda; Insecta; Diptera; Drosophilidae. Gene Ontology annotation, cellular component: dendrite; neuronal cell body; membrane. The record is from RefSeq and is a predicted model, not a curated record. Gene Ontology annotation, molecular function: sweet taste receptor activity. Gene Ontology annotation, biological process: sensory perception of taste.